Ziziphus jujuba (common jujube) is the source of this 3705-nucleotide messenger RNA. Its product is annotated as LRR receptor-like serine/threonine-protein kinase RGI1. Gene Ontology annotation, molecular function: ATP binding; protein kinase activity; receptor serine/threonine kinase binding. The coding region runs from base 331 to 3597 and encodes 1088 amino acids. Gene Ontology annotation, biological process: protein phosphorylation. The record is from RefSeq and is a predicted model, not a curated record. The transcript has 2 exons. Lineage: Eukaryota; Viridiplantae; Streptophyta; Magnoliopsida; Rosales; Rhamnaceae.
CAAUCAUAGAAACUAUAGUUAUGUCCCUUCAUAACCAAAAAUACAUAAUAUGCCUGGCACUUCAUUUUAUCCAUCUCUAUUUUUAAAAACCAAAUAAACUGACUUGUCCCUCUAGUUCCAUAGCUCUCAAUCUACACUUCAAUACAACCAAAGGCAUGUUCUUCUUCAUGAUAAGAACAGUGAGGAGGAUUUCAAUGGAAUCCACUAUAUUUCUUCAGUUGCUUUCAUCAAACUGAGGAUAUUAUCUUUUUAAAGACUGGUUCUUUUUUUGGGUCAAAUAACAUGAGAUAAAACAGUAUCAUCAUCUUUUUAUGUUUUAUCAACCUCAUCAUGCCAAUCAAUGCAAUCACAAUUCUCUUUUUGUUUCUCAACAUUUCUCUGUUUCCAAACAUCUCUGCUCUGAACCAAGAGGGUAUCUCCCUACUUUCAUGGCUCUCAACUUUCAAUUCCUCUUCUUCUUCUGCACUCUUCUCUUCAUGGAAUCCAUUCCACAAAAAUCCAUGCAAAUGGGAUUACAUCAAAUGUUCAAAUGAUGGUUUUGUUUCAGAAAUCAUAAUCACUUCAAUCAACCUUCCCACCAGCUUCCCUGCACAGUUUCUCUCCUUCAACCAUCUCACCACCCUUGUUCUUUCUAAUGGGAAUCUCACCGGAGAAAUUCCUUCAUCCAUCGGAAACCUGUCGUCUCUUAUCACGCUGGACCUCAGUUUCAAUGCGCUGACAGGGAACAUACCAAAUGAGAUAGGAAGGUUGUCAAAGUUGCAGUUUUUGGCAUUGAAUUCAAAUUCCUUGGGAGGUGAAAUUCCAGCAGGGAUAGGGAACUGCUCAAAGCUUCAGCAACUUGAGUUGUUUGACAACCAGCUAUUUGGUAAGAUUCCUGAAGAAAUAGGACAGUUAUGGGCACUGGAAACCUUCAGAGCAGGAGGGAACCUUGGGAUUCAUGGUGAAAUCCCAAUGCAGAUAUCAAACUGCAAAGAACUCAACUUUCUUGGGCUGGCAGAUACCGGAAUUUCGGGGCAAAUCCCCAGUAGUUUAGGUGAACUCAAGAAUCUGAAAACUCUUUCUGUCUAUACUGCUAAUCUCACAGGUGUUAUCCCACCGGAAAUCAGUAAUUGUUCAAACUUGGAGGACCUGUUUCUUUAUGAGAACCAGCUUUCUGGUGAAAUUCCUGUUGAAUUUGGUGCCUUGAAGAAGCUCAGAAGAGUCUUGUUAUGGCAGAACAAUUUGACAGGAACCAUUCCAGGAACUCUGGCAAACUGUUCAUCUUUGAUGGUUAUAGAUUUUUCGUUGAAUCUACUGAGUGGUGAGAUUCCUGCUUCUCUGGAAAAUUUAGUGUCACUGGAAGAACUUCUUUUGUCUGGUAAUCAGAUCUCCGGCGACAUACCAACAUUUCUUGGAAAUAUUUCUGGUUUGAAGCAGCUUGAAUUGGAUAACAACAGGUUUUCUGGUGAGAUUCCUCGUGCCAUCGGAAAACUGAAGGAGCUUACUCUGUUCUUUGCCUGGCAGAAUCAGCUACAUGGAAGCAUACCCUUUGAGCUUGCAAACUGUGAGAAACUUCAAGCUGUGGAUCUUUCACACAAUUUCUUAUCUGGGUCAGUUCCAUAUUCUCUUUUCAAUCUCAAGAACUUAACACAAUUAUUAUUGAUAUCAAAUAGAAUCUCAGGAAAACUUCCACCCAAUAUAGGAAAUUGCACCAGCUUAAUACGUUUAAGGCUGGGAUCAAACAACUUCAGUGGUCAAAUCCCAAGAGAGAUUGGCCUCCUACAUAGGUUGAGCUUCCUUGAAUUAUCAGAAAACCGAUUCAACGGAGAAAUUCCACCCGAAAUCGGCAGCUGUUCUCACCUGGAAAUGGUUGAUUUGCAUGGAAAUGAGCUCCAAGGCAUGAUUCCAUCAACUUUUCAAUUCAUUUUUGGGCUUAAUGUUUUAGACCUUUCGUCGAACAGAUUAGAAGGAACCAUUCCUGAGAAUUUGGGCAAGCUUUCAUCCUUGAACAAACUGAUCAUCAGUGGCAACUCCAUUACUGGUUCAAUUCCCAAGUCAUUGGGUUUCUGUCAAGAUUUGCAGUUGUUGGAUAUGAGCACCAACAAGCUCACUAGUUCAAUCCCAGAUGAGAUUGGAUUCUUGCAAGGCUUGGAUAUCCUGCUCAACUUGAGUUGGAAUUCUCUUACAGGUCCUAUUCCUGAAAGCUUCUCAAAUCUUUCAAAGCUUGCCAAUUUGGACCUCUCUCACAAUAAGCUAACAGGGACUCUUAAGGCACUUUCUAGUCUAGACAACCUUGUCUCUCUCAAUGUUUCCUAUAAUGAUCUCUCAGGCAGUCUUCCCAAUACCAAGUUCUUCAAAGAUCUCCCUGCAAGUGCAUUUGCUGGUAACCAAAAGCUCUGCGUCAACAGAACUGAUUGCCACUUUAAUGGCAACCAGAAUGGAAGGAAAUCCACCAGGAAUCUCAUUCUUUCUAUUCUUCUGAGUUUAAGUGCAACCACAUUAAUUUUGAUUGCUGGAAUAACUUCAUAUAUUAGAUUUUGUGGAAUCUCAUUUGGGAGGAAGAAUGAUGAAGAAAAUGAUCUGGACUGGGAAUUCACCCCAUUUCAAAAGCUUAAUUUCUCUGUCCAUGAUAUUGUCACAAGGCUGUCAGAUACGAACAUCGUGGGAAAAGGUUGUUCGGGCAUGGUUUAUCGUGUCGAGACUCCGACGAAGCAGGUUGUUGCAGUGAAGAAGCUGUGGCCAGCAAGUAACGCAGAAGUCCCUGAAAGAGACUUGUUUUCCGCUGAAGUACGUACCUUGGGAUCGAUAAGGCAUAAGAACAUAGUGAGGCUAUUGGGAUCCUGUAACAAUAGGAAAACGAAGUUGCUUCUGUUUGAUUAUAUUAGUAAUGGAAGUUUGGCUGGCUUGCUCCAUGAGAAGAAGCUCUUCCUGGAUUGGGAUGUGAGAUACAAGAUAAUACUUGGAGCAGCUCAUGGUUUAGCUUAUCUUCAUCAUGAUUGCAUGCCUCCAAUCGUUCACCGGGACAUUAAAGCUAACAACAUCCUGGUAGGACCACAGUUUGAAGCUUAUCUUGCAGAUUUUGGCCUUGCCAAGCUUGUUAGUUCUUCUGAAGGUUCGAGAGCUUCUAGAACAGUUGCAGGUUCUUAUGGUUACAUUGCUCCUGAAUAUGGCUACACUUUGAGGAUCACAGAGAAAAGUGAUGUAUAUAGUUAUGGAGUUGUGCUCUUGGAGGUCUUAACCGGGAGGGAACCAAUAGAUAACAGACUUCCAGAUGGUGCCCACAUUGUCACAUGGGUUAACAAUGAACUCCGGCAGAAGAAGAAAGGAUUCACAACUAUUCUUGAUCAGCAGCUGAUAUUGAGAUCCGGAACUCAGAUCCAAGAGAUGCUUCAAGUGCUUGGGGUGGCUCUCCUCUGUGUUAAUCCUUCCCCGGAAGAACGACCUACCAUGAAUGAUGUGACAGUAAUGCUCAAGGAAAUACGGCAUGAAAAUGAGGAUUAUGAAAAAACAAAUAUGCUUGGUAAAGGAGCAGUAACAAAUCCAAAAGCAGCAAUUCACUGUUCUAGUUUCUCUAGAUCAUCUGAACCUCUAAUUAAAUCACCUUCUUCCCAACAAUAAACUCAUAGGACCGGUAUUCAACUUCAUUGAUAUUUUUGUUAACGUAUAAAUUAUGUAGAUUGGCAUCAUUUAGUAGCAACAGAGACAUCAUUUCUCUGUCUUUCAGUA